This is a messenger RNA of Peromyscus californicus insignis, 3699 nucleotides long. RefSeq names its product protein phosphatase 2 scaffold subunit Abeta (gene Ppp2r1b). Gene Ontology annotation, biological process: protein dephosphorylation. Gene Ontology annotation, cellular component: cytoplasm; protein phosphatase type 2A complex. The transcript has 15 exons. Lineage: Eukaryota; Metazoa; Chordata; Mammalia; Rodentia; Cricetidae. Bases 37 to 1842 code for a protein of 601 amino acids. Gene Ontology annotation, molecular function: protein binding; protein phosphatase regulator activity. The record is from RefSeq and is a predicted model, not a curated record.
GGGCGUACGGCGGCGACUAGCCAGAGGAGGAAGAACAUGGCGGGCGCAGCGGGGCCCGGGGCCGGUCCAGGGGCAGCGGGCGGAGAUGGAGACGAUUCGCUCUACCCGAUCGCGGUUUUAAUCGACGAGCUCCGCAAUGAGGACGUGCAGCUCCGUCUCAACAGUAUUAAGAAGUUAUCGACUAUUGCUCUAGCACUCGGGGUGGAAAGGACUCGAACUGAACUGCUGCCUUUCCUUACAGAUACAAUUUAUGAUGAAGAUGAGGUGCUGUUAGCUCUUGCCGAGCAGCUGGGAAAUUUCACCGGUUUGGUGGGAGGUCCUGACUUUGCCCACUGUCUGCUGCCUCCUUUGGAAAGCUUGGCUACUGUGGAGGAGACUGUCGUUCGAGACAAGGCUGUGGAGUCCCUGAGGCAGAUCUCUCAGGAGCACACUCCCGUUGCGCUCGAAGCUCAUUUUGUACCUCUGGUGAAACGCCUGGCAAGUGGGGAUUGGUUCACCUCUCGUACAUCUGCAUGUGGUUUGUUCAGCGUUUGCUAUCCCAGAGCUUCCAAUGCUGUCAAGGCAGAAAUUCGACAGCACUUCCGUUCCCUGUGCUCAGAUGACACACCAAUGGUGCGACGUGCUGCUGCUUCCAAAUUGGGUGAAUUUGCCAAAGUUUUGGAGUUAGACAGUGUGAAAACUGAAAUUGUUCCAUUGUUCACGAAUCUAGCUUCAGAUGAACAGGAUUCUGUACGCCUGCUAGCUGUGGAAGCUUGUGUCAGUAUUGCCCAGUUACUGUCUCAGGAUGACCUUGAGGCCUUGGUCAUGCCUACACUCCGGCAAGCAGCAGAAGAUAAAUCUUGGCGGGUUCGCUAUAUGGUGGCUGACAAGUUUUCAGAGCUCCAGAAAGCGGUGGGCCCUAAAAUCACGCUCAAUGACCUCAUCCCCGCCUUCCAGAGCCUCCUUAAAGACUGUGAAGCUGAGGUCCGAGCGGCCGCUGCCCACAAAGUGAAAGAACUUUGUGAAAACCUGCCCACCGAAGGAAGAGAGACCAUAAUUAUGAAUCAAAUCCUGCCCUAUAUAAAGGAAUUAGUGUCUGAUACCAAUCAACAUGUCAAGUCAGCUCUAGCUUCUGUAAUUAUGGGAUUAUCUACAAUUUUGGGCAAAGAGAACACCAUUGAACAUCUUCUGCCUCUUUUUUUAGCUCAAUUAAAGGAUGAGUGUCCUGAAGUUCGUUUGAAUAUCAUCUCCAAUCUGGAUUGUGUAAAUGAAGUGGUUGGAAUUCGCCAGCUCUCGCAGUCUCUCCUUCCGGCCAUAGUGGAGCUGGCAGGAGAUGCCAAGUGGAGGGUCCGCCUGGCUAUCAUCGAGUAUAUGCCGCUGCUGGCGGGCCAGCUGGGUGUGGAGUUUUUUGAUGAAAAGCUGAAUUCUUUGUGUAUGGCCUGGCUUGUGGAUCAUGUCUAUGCCAUUCGGGAAGCUGCCACCAACAACCUCAUGAAGUUAGUCCAGAAGUUUGGUACAGAGUGGGCCCAGAAUACCAUCGUCCCUAAAGUGUUAGUGAUGGCGAAUGAUCCUAAUUACUUGCACAGAAUGACCACUUUAUUCUGCAUUAAUGCACUGUCUGAAGCCUGUGGUCAGGAAAUAACCACUAAGCAAAUGUUGCCCAUCGUGUUGAAAAUGGCAGGGGACCAGGUAGCAAAUGUCCGUUUCAAUGUGGCCAAGUCACUGCAGAAAAUUGGACCGAUCCUAGACACCAAUGCCUUGCAGGGGGAAGUGAAACCAGUGCUGCAGAAGUUAGGUCAGGAUGAAGACAUGGAUGUCAAGUAUUUCGCACAGGAAGCUAUAAGUGUUCUUGCCUUGGCAUAAAGAGGAACAGGAGGGAAAAGCCUUUACUAAGUUCUUAUCACAGAUCUCUAGUCCAUGUGUUCUUACACUGGGUGGAGAAAAAUGGAACCCUUCAAGAUCUCAUCCAAGCAAAUGGCACCAGCUUAGAAGAAAUCAGAUUUCAGUGACUUGAUCCUUUCUAAAUAUGAACUGAGACUGAUUUUAUUUCUCUGUCGGGAUAACUUUAACGCUCUCUUAGUGACCAGUCGCUGAUACUCCCUCGCUCAGUCACCCCUUGAGUGUCCCAGUGUUUUUUCCAGCACCAUCGAGGCUCCUGCCUCCUCCCUUUUGAAUCAGGCCCCAGCCACUUAAGAUUCCAGACAGCCUGGAUGGAUUUGGACCCCGACACAGAGUGGAGUGAUUCUCUUACUGUUUACACUUGUCUCUAUGCCUCUAGCAUUCCAAUGUUAAAAGUAAAUGGUUUAGAAUAACUUAUUAUAAUUAUCCACUUGGGAGACAACACUGACAUUUGACUGUAGUCAAAUCCACAUCUUUCUGGUUACAAUGGUCCAUAUCAGUGUUUCACAUGAAAGGAGACAUGGAAGGUUAAUGUAUUGGUUGUUCUGGUUUUCAUUUGCUCAGUUUUGACUGUAAUCAUGUCAUGCAGAAGCCUGAAGUGGGUGUAUCUUGCUGCUAAUGUGUGAUGUUGAAAGGUAUCAAUUUCAACGGCUCAGCACUGUGACUGCCUUCAAAAACUCAUAAGAAACUUUAGUGCCUCCUACUAAGCUAUGGUUCUACUGUUUCAUUGUGAAGUUUUGUGUUUCCAGUAAGUGUAGGAACCACUGGUCCUGGUUCUGCUUCCAGCAACGUUAGCAUCUUGCCGUUGCUAUGCUGCACAGUACCAAACUGAAGUCGUGCUGCUCAGUGUUUGCUUGUAUCACUGAGGCUGGAACAUUUUUAUACUUUUGCACUAAAACUUCAUUAAUUUGUCCUGAAAUUUAAGGUAGUAGGUAGAGCUGAAGGGUUUGCAGAAGCAAACUGUUUAUGGAAGGCUGCUUGACACUUUUUAGAAGCACCUGCUCAUCAGUGGGCAUGCUGAUUACCAAUGACCCUGGUCAGUUAUAACACACUCCUUCCGUGAGCAGCUCUGACAGGUCACACCUUUUCUGAUGACUCUUCUGGAUAAUGUAAAUGUUUUUCAUCUAACAGACUCCUUGUCUCCAGUGGACUCAGUUAAUGAGGUUUUCCUGCAGCCUGGUUUUUCUCAGUGCAUCUCAUGUAGUUUGGUGUUUCCAUUUUGGUUUCUGAAUUGUUGAUUUUACUUACAAACUCUUUUAGAUAUAACAAGCCCUGUUCUGUUUUGUGAAGGCCCAAAGAUACCUACAAAACUUUGUACAUUAAACAUAAGUUACAUAAAACCAAGUUUGUGUAAAUGCUUUUAUCAUACCUUAGAAAAACAGAACAGAAAAUUUCUAUCAGAGAUCGUGUGCCUGUAUUUUAAACUGCCGGAUUACUUUGUAGUAAGUUUCCAUUUUAUGUGUUCUAGGGCGAAGGUUUGAAUAUUUUCCUAGGUAAAAAGAUUCUCAUUUUAGUGCCUUAAAUGACUGUGCUGUAAACAUUAUAGUUUAAUUUUUUUUGAUGUCAUCUGCUGGCUGUAUUCCUCUUUAUUGAGUUUUAAAUUUGAGAGAUUAUUGUCUUGAUUUUGGAAACAGUUGUGCAUUGGGACAGUUGCUUCAUCUUUGGUUGGAAAUGCCACAUGCUGCAGUCAUUUGAGAAUGAACUUGUAAAGCAUCCCUGUCCUGCUACCCCACCCCGCCUGUGCCUUUACCUUUCUGCCAAAGACUACUGAAGGGAGACAGUGGACCCUUGACUUCUCAAAUAAAGGUCACUUAGCAUGCA